GUCAAAAUAAAUUGAUAUUUUUUAGGAAAAUUUAAUUAACUCGAUCCGCAGUUUUUUGAAUAUUGUAAUUACCAAUCCUUAGAGAUGUUUUAGCGACUUACUAAAUAAUCCAAAAAUGAAUUUGCACCAGAUUGUGAGCGGUGCCUGCAAUGCAGGAGACAAGUGCUUUGCAGUAGGUUCCGUGGAAGGUGUUCCCUUCACAGCUUACGCUGCUGGUUGUAACAUAGUCAUUUUGGCUUCAACCUUUGAAAGGGUACAGAUUAUACCAGGUGCUGUUCACGAUUAUAUUCGAAUCAGUUCUAUAGAUUGCUCUAGUGACACUGGAAAAAUCGCUGCCGCCUAUGAUAAUACUGUUUGUAUUUAUGAGCCUACACCCUUAAUACAUAAUAAUUCACCACAUGGCCUCGACUAUCGAUGGGUGCAAACAGGCAGUUUAAAAACAGAUUCGGCCAUAAGAGCACUAAGUUGGAAUUUGGAAGGUACUCGCCUUCUGAUAUCAGGCAACGAUAUCCAAUUAUGGCAUUUGAAACAACAGAUACCCGAAGAACCUUCUGUCACGUUCACACUUGGCGGUGGAAAUGAGGAAAGUGAAAGUGCAGAUGAACCUGAUAAACCACAAGAACAAGAGCAAACUUCUUGGCAAUGCGUUUGGAAAGCCAACACUGCUAUACCAGUGCAACAUUUGGCCUUUUCUCCUGACGGUACUCUUUUUGCUACAUGUGGUGAAAAUGACAGAUUGGUCAAGAUUUGGUAUGAGAAUAAACAUUUUCUUUUUACCUACAAAAGUACAGAAGGUCCACAGGAGUUAGACUACGGAUUCGUUUAUAUAGCUCAUCCAAGAGCUGUUACUCAUAUUUCUUGGCGAACUACCAGUAAAUAUAUGCCUAAGGGCUCAGUAUCUAAUAUGCUGUUGACAUCUUGCAAAGACAACAUAUGUCGAUUGUGGGUCGAAACUGUUCUGCCUGAAGAUGGACUUGUCAAUUUGUCGCAGCUAGAUCCUCAAGCUCACCAUCCCAAAUUCAGAACACACAGGCAUAAGCAUAGAUUUAUGCAGAGAUUGAAACAUAUGAAGGCCUGUUUCCAUAUAAGAAGAAACGCCAAACAUCAACCUCAAGGUUUUUUAGGCUCUGCACCACAACCAAUUCCUAGCUUACCAUCUACUUAUAGCGUGCACGAUUUCCAUUCCUAUGGAUAUCAUGGAACAGGUGUAACACCAGGGCUGCACUUCCAUUUGGCCGCAUCAGUAAACGCAGAAACUGACAUUCCUUUGGUUCCUAGCAUAAGUUAUUGCAAUCCCAAGCCUGCAUUUGUAUUGCACUGGUUGGAUAACAAGGAAAUGCAAUUUAGUUUACAGGCUGAAUUGUUUUUGGAAGAAUUUGCCAGGCCUGUAGUGGACAAUCCUGAAUCUGAAGAAAAUUGUUUGGAGCCUUCAAUGGAAUCUGGAGCUCCAGAUGGAGUUGAUGCAAGAAUUGAAACAUUUUUGAGAGACUGGCAUCACAGUCCUGAUUUGUUAUUCAGUAUUCAUCCUGUAGAUGGCAGCUUUUUAAUUUGGGUUAUUGAGUGGCUAGACGAAUUUCAUCCCGGAUCAUUCCGUCAAGCACAAGUGUCGUUUUCCACUAGAAUCCCAUCAGCUUUUCCGAUUGGUGACUCGAUGAGUAUGUCCACCACUGUCAGUUUAUACAGCACAACGCCUUUAGUGAAACAUUUGGUAAAACACGCUGUCAACAGGGAAUUUUGUAACAGAAAUCUUAGCAGUGUGAAAGAGGAGGACGAAAAUAAACCUGAUUUGGAGGGUCUUGUUUGUACCGAUGAUCAAAAUGACACUGUCCCAGUAGUAUAUCUGGUAACUAAACACGACAAUGGAACUUUAAAUUUGUGGCAUCUUACUUUUGCGGAUCAAAGCAAAUUCGCUCAAGUUCUAAGUAUCGGUCACCGAAGCAGAGCUUCAGGCCACAGAUUCAGAGUCAAUGACAUCACUUGUCAUCCGGUAUUACCACUUUUGUUGACUACCAGUCAUCACAACAUUGUCGAUCAAAAGAGUCCACAGAAAUCGAAUGGAUUCUGCAGUGAAUUGAUUCUCUGGAAAGUAGACGCAGUGGGUCCUCUAUCAAAAUCUGGAGGCAUUUGCGAGCUAGCUCGUAUCAGUUCGCCAGAACCGUCUGCUUUCAGCAAUGUUGCCUGGAUUCCUACUUUACUACCAUCAAGCACCCUUGGUAAUCUCUCAAAUUCCCCUAGUGCUUGUUUUGUUGCCUCAGAUGGUCAGUGUCUCAGAGUCUACCAAGCAGUCAUUGAUGCUAGAACCUUGCUAGCAGAUUUGUCUUUCAAAGAAACUCGUCAGAAACAAAAUGAUCAUGAUAUGAGCGAUAUGUCGGAUAUGUCAUCGUUUAUUGAAGACACACUUUUGGAGAAUAUUAAUAUUGUGUCUCAGCAAAGUACUUCUAGACCUGGUUGUAUAAUUCAACUGGAAACUAUUGCUGAGGCUAUUGAGUGGCAAAAUACGACAUUUUUGCAUGUUUAUCAGGAACAAUUAAUCACUGGCCAAAGAAGCUCUACAAAAGCUGCAAACCAAGACGCAAUGGUUGACUUGCAACAGUCGUCAGUAUUUGAAGAACCAUUCUUCAUAGUACUUUUAGAUUGCACAGAUCAAAAUACUAUAAUACAUACGUGGAAGUUAACCAUAGCUUCAACUGAUACAGAUUUAUCUUUAACAGCCAGUCAAAUGUAUGUUCCAGAUUGCAACUUAAUUCAAGAUGAGAAUGACGUUUCAAGAAGAAACAGCGUAGAGUCGAUUCACUUGAAACAAUCCAAAGUUACUCCCCAUAUUACAUUGACAGUUGAGAGGGAAAUAAAACAAGUUUUACCCUUACCAGAUGGGGUUGAGAUUGUUCAUGCUACAGCAGCUGCUGGUCAUUUAAGUUCUGCAUCUAUUUAUCCUGCUUGUCUUGCUCCAUAUUGUUUUGCAACAGCUUGCAGUGAUGGUGUUAUAAGAUUCUGGGCAGUUUCAAAUCUUGCUCAUCAAAUAAGAGAGUUUUCAAAUCUUAUGCUUGAAGAAAACGGAAUAAUAGUUAAUUCUAAUAAGGUUUGGGCUGAAUGGAGCAUGAUCAAAGAAUCUGCUAUUGAAAUUGAAGGACAGGUUUUGAAUAUAAGUGUGGCUUAUUCGGGAAGAUUGGCCUGUGCUUAUAAAUAUGGUAAAAGUUUCACCAGGCCUAAUAAAUCAGAUCAGGAUUCUAGAUAUAUCAAUUUAUGUGUUGCUAUAUAUGAAUGUGAGUCUACUGGAGGAACUGAAUGGAUUUUAGAAGAUAUAAUUCAUUUGAAAAACAUUCAUUUGCCAAGAAUUGACAUUAAUAAACAUCUUGAUUUGAGUUACUUGUACGAUUCAAAAACGCUAAAGAAGAAGCAGAGAAUUAAUGAAGUUUUGCACACUUUGUCAAAUGAGGAUAGGCAACCUAACAUGCUGUCAACUGAAGGCAUAAAACCCACACUAUUAGCUGUACCGAGCUUCACAACUCUACAGUCACUUAGAAAAUCAAUUUCAGAAAUGGGCAAUAUUUGUCCUCUAACACAAAAACAUAUUGUACAACUUGAUUGGGUGUCAAAUGAAGAUGGAUCUCAUAUUUUAACUGUGGCUUGUGGCAGUAAGAUUCUACUUUAUACUCCAUUGUCUACGGAUUUGGCACAAGCUAAUGUAAAGGCUAUGAAGGAGUCUUUGAAUAAUUUCAGACCAAUUUUGAGGAAAGCUAGUUCUUUGGCACAACCAAUGUUUGUAGAUGAUUUUAAAUGGAUGACCCUAAGAAAAAUUGAGUUACACACUGCUGAUGGAUUGCCUGCUUUGCCGAUGCAAAUAAGUUGGGUACGUGAUGGUAUCUUAGUAGUUGGCAUGGAUUCGGAAAUGCACGUUUACACCCAGUGGAAACCGCAACAGCAUAAUCAGAAACAAGUUGGUGGUAGCGUUACCGAAACAGAUAGCAGCAGAGAAAUGGAUUUCAGGACUCUUACUCAAGAAAAUCAAAAGAAACUGGCCGCAGUCCCUACAUUAGGCAGGAUUAGUUCAGUUAACUUGCAGAUUUUGGACCGUAAAAGAAACAAAGAACAGAGUCUGGAUUAUAUGCCAGAUUAUGGUUUAUUUGAAGCCUCUAGGAUCGCUUGCCCAGUGCUUCCUCAAUACCAUCCAAAACAACUAAUGGAACUUCUCAAUUCAGGGAAAAUAAGAUGGGUCAAGGCGAUUUUGGCACAUUUAGUCAAGUGUAUAGGUGGUAACCAAGAACCUCCAGAAGAUAUUCAAGGAUGGGCUAGAAAUCGUACAUUGUCUGUUAGUUAUCCAGCUGGUAGCCCUGAACAUAGAGCUAGUAUUAGCGAAAUUACAUUGGAUUAUGAUGAAAUAAGUAAUAUACCUCCCCUGCCUCUAUGGACAUUGCUUGCUGCUGAUAAAGAAAAACCUCUUACCCAAGAAGAGAAAAAGGAUUAUAAUGAGCUGUUCGAUAGCAAUGUAAUAAUGGAAGAAUCUUUAAAUUUGGAUGAUGAUGAAGAGGUUGGCAGAAGGGAACGACGAGCUUCAGAAAGAAAUGUCGGACUUACUCAUUUUACACCCAAACAAGGCAGGAUAUUAUCCAGGCUUUUAACUCAUAUGCAUCUCCCAGGAUUAUCUAGUUUAGAUCAAAUGCAUCUAUUAGCUCUAGCUGAUACUGUAGCUACAUGUAACACUGAUUUGGCUGAAAGAUUUGCAAUUGAUGCCGCUAAAUCAGCCAUAGCCAAAGAAAACCUGCAGAAUCAAGCUGAAGAAGUUGUGACAGACAACUUAGAUGAUUGCGGAUUAAGAUUUUUACUAGCAAUGAAACAUUACAGCUACCUUCUGAGAUGUCUUCCUCUAGCACAAAGGUCUCAAUUCCAAAAGAACGGCGUCGGAAGUAAUAAUCUUGCUUGGGCGUUCCACUCAGAAAGUCAAGAGGAACUGUUGAAUUUAAUACCUAGCUAUGCAAAAGGAGCGCCCACUUGGACACAGCUUAGAGAGUUGGGAGCCGGGUGGUGGAUUCGAAACUUAGCUUUGUUGAGGCAGAGUGUCCAAGUUCUAGCUAAAGCUGCUUAUCAGUCUAAUCAAGAUCCUAUGGAUGCGGCACUCUAUUAUUUGGCCAUGAAUAAGAAGAAUCUGCUGUGGGGAUUGUACAGAUCAAAACGAGACCAAAGAAUGACUGACUUUUUCUCAAACAAUUUCGCCGAAGAUCGUUGGCGUAAAGCCGCACUGAAAAACGCUUAUGCUCUAUUGGGCAAGCAAAGAUUCGAACAUGCCGCUGCAUUUUUCUUGUUAGCAGGCAACUUAAAGGACGCCGUGGAAAUUUGCUUACGUAAAAUCGACGAUAUUCAGAUGGCUAUUGUCAUUACAAGAUUGUAUGAAGGUGAUGGGGAGAGUCUAAAGAAGCUCCUGUAUAGAGAGAUAUUAGGAUUUGAUGAAAAUGGUGAAAAUCAAGAUCUUUCCAUUGCCCAUCCAGAUCCGUUCCUUAGAUCUAUGGCUCUUUGGUUAAUAAAAGAACAUCAACCUUCUCUUGAUACCCUUUUAAUUGGUGGAGCUGGCACUCAACAUCCUGCCCAUGACGAAGAAGCCAGAGAAAGAAAAGAAGCUGAUCCUAAUGUGUUCAAUUUCUAUGUAUAUCUCAGAACUCAUCCCCUACUGGUCCGUCAGCAUUUAGCUGCUAGUGGACAAAAGAAGGAUUCAAUAACUUCUUUGGAGAGGCAAUUGUAUUUUGCUACCGCACAUGGACAUUUUAGAGCUGGUUGUCCUGCAUUGGCUUUAGAAGUUUUGUCUAAGUUACCAAAUGUAGUGCCUGAUAAACAAAAGACUUCACCCUUGUCUCCUAGUGCACCACAUGAUAAAGCAAUUGAAGAAAUUGCUUCUGGUAUGAUUUCGUGGGACAGUAAGCCAGCUAUUAAUCAGAGCUCUGCAGAUUUUGAUUGGAGUGGACCAGUAAAUGGAGGAGUGAAAACUGACGACUUGGAUUUAAAAUGGAGCGAUGAUGAAGGUGAUGCAGAUUCUGAUGAGUCAGGUGGUCUUGCAAUGAAAAUAGGUGACAAAAAAGAAAAGGAAGAGUUACUGACUCGAGAACAAACUGAAGAGGAAGAAAAAAAAGAGGAGGUACAAAAUCAAGUAGACAUUAUGGCACAGCAACUAAAGUUCGUGGCUUGUUUGAAAAUUCUAAUGGAAGAACUUUCAACCUUGGCUACAGGUUUUGAAGUUGAUGGAGGACAACUGCGUUACCAACUUUAUUUAUGGCUAGAAAAGGAAGUAGAAGCCUUAAGAGAACUUUGUAAUUACACAGCCUCAGACGUCAUCGAAUCAUCUGACCUAGAUCCAUCUCAAGAUGUCGAAAAUUCUCAAGUAGUUGAGUACAAUCCAAAACCGACAUUACACGAAAUUUUAGUACAAGAAAAAUUGGAUUUCGAAGCCAAAGUCCAAAGAGCGGCCAAACGUAAGCGCUGGCUAAGAGCCAAUGAAACGUUGCUCAGGACUUUGCUAAGUUAUUGUUCUCUACAUGGAGCCACUGGUGGCUUGGCUUCAGUCAGGAUGGAGCUGAUGUUGCUUUUGCAAGAAUUGCAACAAGAGAAAACGCAUCAGCAAUUACUGAGCCCACUACCGUUUCCAACCAGUUUGCCUUUAUUGGCGGCCAGUGUUGCUAGUAGCAAAACCGUUAUUGCUGAUCCUAUUCGAUAUCUACAGUGUCUCACUCAUGAUAUGUUGCACACAAUGGUUGAAUUGAGAAAUCCACACACAAAUCAAACUCAAUUGUUGGUGUUGAGAGACUUGGCUAUUGCUCUGUCUGCUUGUAUUUAUCAAUCGCUUUGUGACUCUGAUACUUUCAAGGCUAACAAGCAAGAAUCACAGGAUAUCACAUCAACAUACCUGGUGGGUAGAAAACGUAAAGUCUCCGUAAACGAGGGACUCCAAAUAGUCACAUUCCCACCAAAAUGGCCUGGCGUGACCAGCCUUAGGUCCCUGCUUGCCAGAGAAAAAGAUGAAGAUACACCUCGGCUGACUGUUCUACUAUGUGAAGCCUUUACAGCCACUUACUUAGCUUUACUAUUAUAUGGACUUGUCACCUGCGAUUGCGUUAUUUUGUUCCAUGUUACUGCUCACCAUUUGGAUUCCGAUGUUUGGGGAAAAUUGUUUGGUGGUGGAGUUAAAAAACUACUGCGCACUGCAAGUCUUACGGGUAAUCAUCCAGGAUUGCAAAGCCAAACAAGCAUACAAACACCGAGCGAAGAAUCCAGUAGACCAACCAACUGGCUAAACAAGCAAAGGUUUAAAUUGAACACUAAAUUGUUGGGACAACAGACUAGUGUCAUGAAAGAAGACAAACCUACUUAUCGGGAACAAUUCGUCCCCCCUGAAAUGAGUAUAUUGGCUUUCUUAUUACAGAAGCCUCAAUCAGUUUACAAUGUAGAUGAAGUAGAAAGUGAAAAUGAAGAUGAAGACGAAGAUGAGGAUGUUUUUGAUGGCCCCGCAACAACCACAACCACAAAAACUGUCAAUAAUGAACAUUCGGAUCCCAAUUCCUAUUCUUGGUUGAUAUUAAAGUUGGCGACACUGAGAAUUACACAAAAUAGACUCUUGGAAUUUUUGGCGGUUGCCGGUCUUGAAACAUCAGAACUACCCGUUGCAAGUCCUUUGAUACACAGUUCUUUGAGAAGCUUGACUUAUUGGCAAGAUAAUUUAAAACGCGAAUUGGAGUUAAGGCAAACACCUCCCGAAUAUAUUCCUGGAUGCUUUAUCGAGAGCACUACUAGUGGACCACCAAUUCAAAAAUACAAGCAAUUAUUGGAACCUCAUAAUACGCCAUUUUCUCUUAAAAGUUCAGCAAGUCCGGCCCGUUUGCUUUGGCAUUUUUUGGUUCAUCAGGAACCUGUGCAAGAUAUAUUUAUUAGAGCUGUGUUUGGAGGAAAGCGACGGUCUACCACUGCUUUGGAAGAAGUAAUUCCACAUCCGGAACCUGCAUCCGAACCAGUUAGAAUUAUCCAUAAGGAACACGAUUCUAUAUCGGCUUUCUCCCUAAAUCAUCUAAACGGUGGUUUAAUUGUGAUAGCCACCCCUCGGGAGUUACAAGAAAUGGACAUUUCCUUGCUCCUAGAAUUGCCCUCCUGGCUAGAAGACGAGUGUGAAUUGGAUAUUUUAAAUUUGACCAAAGACUGUCCGGAUAGUACAGUGCCUCCGUUUUUGGUCAUUCAAAGUACCGGAGAUAGGAGCAAAGAUACUCAACCCAGUAGUCCGCAACCUGGACUAGGGAGUCAGAGUGGUAGGGGUGCUAGUGUCAUGAAGGGGUUAAGCUUCCCGGGCUGUCACGAUGCCAAUUUUGUCCAUCUCGUCUUGCUUCGGUCAGCACACAUGCUUCGACCGGUGCUAAAACAUAAAAUGGAUGGAGUGAGGAGGAUAACUUCCCAUCCUUUGCUUCCUCUUUAUUUAACUGGAGGCACAGACGGUUCAGUGCACCUAUGGGAAUGGGGUCACCAGCAACCAGUGGCGACACCAAGACCACCAGGCACAUAUGCCAAAGUGACUAGGCUCAGAUUCUCACAGCAUGGCAACAAAUUUGGCGUUGCCGACUCAGACGGCAUGCUCAGUCUGUUCCAAGUUGGUCUGAGCGCUAAUGCCACUUGGCCAUUCUUUACUCACAAUUGCCAUAAUAAAGGUAUAAGCGACUUUGUUUUCCUCGGUUCUUGCAGUUUACUAGCUACAGCUGGCCAUAGUUCAGAAAACAAAAACGUUUGUAUAUGGGACUCUAUUUUACCACACAAUAAAGCCUUGGUUGUAGCUUUUACAUGUCACGAUCAAGGAGCAAGUAGCUUGGUUUUUGCACCACAGCAUCAAGUGCUGAUUUCUGCAGGAAAGAAAGGCGAUGUUUGCCUAAUUGACGUCAGAUCGAAGGCAAUACGUCAUAAAUUCCAAGCGCACGAGAGUGCUGUUAAAUGUAUUGCAAUUGAUCCGCAUGAAGACUAUUUUGCUACAGGUUCUGCUGAUGGAGACAUUAAGAUUUGGGGAGUGGCAGUACCGAACGUUCUCUUGUCUUUGCCUGCCGAACAUGCCCGAGGAAGUUUCUUCAAAAAUAUUGGUCAAGGAGUAACUCAACUUCAGAUCGACUCCCACUCAAGAUUAUUUUCUUGUGGAGUAGAUGGAAGCAUGAAAGUUAGACAGUUGCCCGACAGAGAUACUUUAUUGGGUCAUCACUAAAAUGGUUUGAUUUUAUUAUCGUGAUUAUCUAGUUAUAUAUACAGACAGUAUUUGUUAAGAUUUUUUGGGAGAUUGUAGAACAUUUAGACAAUUUUGUUGUAGGUAAGUAACUAAAAGCAGAUAUUUAAGCGCCUAUGAAAUGAAAUUCUGGAUAAUUAUUAUAGGAUUAACGAUAAAUUCAAUUUGGUUCAAGUAAAUUGAUAAAAAAAAGGAUCCAAUCAAGGAUCUUCAAUAUUAUCAUGAAUAAAUUAAAAACAUAAUUCUUAAAAAUUAAUUAGUUUGAAUUUGUGAUGAACUUUAACUGGAACGUCACAAAGAUAAAACCACAUAAUUUGCAAGAGAUAUAAAUGUUUAUAUGUUUUAUAGAUUCCGUUAUUUAAUUUGCUAUUAUGAAAAUAUACCAAUAUUACGUAUCAAAGUCCCCAUAGUUUUGAUAUACUUGAAUUAUUGAAGUUCAAAAGUCACGAGAAUAAGUUUUGAAUUUCCAUGAAUUGGGUGUUGAUAAAGGUUAUUGAAAUUGGUUAUCAACUCAUUUCCACCAAUCGAAUUUAUCUUAACUUGCUGCGAUAUUAGACCUCAUGUUGUCGAAGAUUGGAAAAAUGCUAAAUCGCCUUGCAUAAUUCUUGUUUGUGGCUUUGAUAAUCAUAAUGAACCUUAUGAUAAUUAUGAGGAAAUUUACGAAAUAAAAAACCAGGCAAAAUAUUUUUUAUUGGAAUUUCGCAAGGAUAACAGCUAAAAGAUUAUGUAUUAUUGAUGUUUUACUUUAACUGUAUUUACUAUAGUAUUAUCUAUAAUAAUAUGGUGUGUAUUAUCUAUUAUUAUUGUUAGUAGAUAGAUGAAUUUAAAAAAAUCCUAUAUUUAGCUCAACAAAAUGUGUACCGCUUCAGAAUGUUUCAUUUGUUUAAUGUCUUAAAUGAAUUUUAAAUUUGUGAAUUGAUUAAUUUCAAACAGUUUUUAAUUGCUGCAUUGUGAUUUAUAUGAUUUUAUUUACAACAAGAGGUGUCUCCUAUUGUGAUUUUAUUAUUAUACCAAUUUUUUCUUUUUGAAAUCACCUUUCGCUUUUUACAAAUCCUAUAUUCGAUUUUUCAUUCUAGUCAUGUUUUUAAUUAUUGUCUAACUCUAAGAGACGGUCUAUCAAUUCUUUUCAUAUUAGUUAAUCAAUUUCAAUAUUUUUUUUAACUUCUCAAUAAUAAUCUGAUUGCUGUAUUGAAUAUGAUACUAUAUUGUAUAUAGAUAUAAGAUUGAAAUUGUUAGCUCCUACCAAUAUAUUAUUAUAAUAAUUACUAUUGUCAUGUAUAAUCGUAUAUUUAAUUAAAAAUUUAUUA
Ceutorhynchus assimilis (cabbage seed weevil) is the source of this 10536-nucleotide messenger RNA. Lineage: Eukaryota; Metazoa; Arthropoda; Insecta; Coleoptera; Curculionidae. The record is from the annotation of a GenBank genome assembly.